This is a messenger RNA of Erigeron canadensis, 1762 nucleotides long. Its product is annotated as vacuolar-processing enzyme-like. NCBI's taxonomy places the organism in Eukaryota, Viridiplantae, Streptophyta, Magnoliopsida, Asterales, Asteraceae. Gene Ontology annotation, biological process: vacuolar protein processing. The transcript is spliced from 9 exons. The record is from RefSeq and is a predicted model, not a curated record. Bases 98 to 1555 code for a protein of 485 amino acids. Gene Ontology annotation, molecular function: cysteine-type endopeptidase activity.
CUAGUAAACCAAAAACACAACAUUUCUAACAAUCUUAAUUUCCAUACAAAUAAAUUUUUUUGGUACAACGAUACUAAAAAAAAUUAUAAAAAAAAAAAUGAGUCGUUACCUGAUCAGUCUACUUGCUAUAUCGAUCAUAGCCGUUGUUCACGCCCAUGGGCGCGAACUGGCUAACGAUCAUCUUAGAUUGCCGUCGGAGAAACAUGAUAUUUUCGACGAGGGAAAAGAUGACUCAUUUGGUACCAAAUGGGCCGUUUUGAUUGCUGGAUCUAAUGGUUACUGGAAUUAUAGACACCAGGCAGAUGUUUGUCAUGCUUAUCAAAUCUUGAGAAACGGUGGUGUAAGGGAGGAAAACAUUGUUGUUUUCAUGUAUGAUGAUAUUGCUUAUAAUUGGGAGAAUCCCCGGAAAGGAAUCAUUAUUAACAGUCCAGAUGGCGAUGAUGUAUAUCACGGAGUCCCAAAGGAUUACACUGGCAGCGAGGUCAAUGUUGACAACUUUUUUGCUGUUUUGCUUGGUGAUAAAUCUAAAGUCAAAGGAGGAAGUGGAAAGGUUGUGGAUAGUGGACCGGAUGAUCGGAUUUUUGUUUACUAUACUGACCAUGGCGGUCCUGGUGUUCUUGGAAUGCCAACAUAUCCUUACCUAUACGCAGAUGAUCUUAACAAGGUCUUGAAACAAAAGUAUGACGCCGGAACAUACAAAAGCUUGGUAUUUUACCUUGAGGCUUGUGAGGCAGGAAGUAUUUUUGAGGGUCUUCUUCCUCAAGGUUUAAAUAUCUAUGCAACAACGGCCUCUAACUCAUACGAGAGCAGUUGGGGGACUUACUGUCCUGGGGACUACCCUAGCCCACCCCUCGAGUAUGACACAUGUUUGGGUGACUUGUAUAGUGUUGCCUGGAUGGAAGAUUGUGACGUACACAACCUGCGAACAGAAACCAUCAGGCAGCAGUAUAAACUGGUUAAGGAAAGAACCUCAAGCGAGAACUCAUAUUAUGGUUCUCAUGUGAUGGAAUACGGUGACUUGCCACUUAGCAAAGAUCAUCUGCAUUUGUAUAUGGGUACAAACCCUGCAAAUGAUAACUUCACUUUUACCGAGGAGAACUCCCUCUCACCAUCACCAAAAGCUGUUAAUCAGCGUGAUGCCGAUCUUCUACAUUUUUGGCAUAAGUAUCGUAAGGCUCCAGAAGGUUCUGACAGGAAAACUGAAGCCCAGAAAAAGUUCUCUGAAGUCAUGUCUCACAGAAUUCACAUAGACAACAGUAUAGAACUCAUCGGCAAGGUUUUGUUUGGAUUGGAGAAGGGCCCUCAGGUUUUGAAAACCUACAGAACUGCAGGAAAACCUCUAGUUGAUGACUGGACCUGCCUUAAAACAAUGGUGAGGACAUUUGAGACACAUUGUGGUUCCUUAUCACAAUACGGUAUGAAACAUAUGCGGUCCAUUGCUAACCUGUGUAACUCAGGAGUCACUAGUGAGCAGAUGGCUGCUGCAUCAUCACAAGCAUGCACCACCUUCCCCUCAAACCCAUGGAGCUCACUUAGCAACGGUUUCACUGCAUAAUAUUUUAUUUCUUGCAGACUGGUGGUCCCAUAUGUGUAAAUUGUUCAAAUAUCAUAUAUUUGUGGUUUUUAAAUCAGCCUUUUAGCGGUAUCUAUGGCUUCGUUGUAUAUAGAUCCUGAAGCUUCUCCAUAUAGUAGUACUUAGGUCCACCACAAGACUUACUAUAUGUACUCAAGCUUUAUGUAAUGCUAUUAGCAUUGAUAUCCA